Messenger RNA from Mizuhopecten yessoensis (Yesso scallop), 2031 nucleotides. Its product is annotated as L-threonine 3-dehydrogenase, mitochondrial-like. The transcript has 9 exons. The record is from RefSeq and is a predicted model, not a curated record. Lineage: Eukaryota; Metazoa; Mollusca; Bivalvia; Pectinida; Pectinidae. Gene Ontology annotation, molecular function: L-threonine 3-dehydrogenase activity. Bases 171 to 1265 code for a protein of 364 amino acids. Gene Ontology annotation, biological process: L-threonine catabolic process.
AGUGUUAAUAUUACUAUAGUUGGAAAGAACCGCGAGUUCAAAUACUUUUUUUUAAAUAAUACAUAUUUUGGACGAGUGAACCUUCUCGUUGGAGGAAACGAUCGGUUGCUGAGAAUUCAAAGAAAUACAUAUAAACGAAAACUUGAGGAGAUUUCAAAGAGUGUUCCACAAUGGCAAAAGUAAUAUCAAAUUUUGCAAGAAGGACUAGAACUUUAAUGAAUGCUCCCGUACUAGCGUGUAAAGCUGGUAGUGUAACGUGUUCAAAGAAUUGGCGCCUGAACUCGUCUUUCGUAGGGGCUGACGCCGAGGGAGUGAACCCACUGCACCCAAAGAUUCUCAUAACAGGUAGCCUCGGCCAGCUCGGCACUGGACUAGCCAGGGAACUCAGGCAAAAAUAUGGACGAAACAAUGUGAUUAUGUCCGAUAUCAUCAAACCUUCAAAAGAAGUCAAGGAAAGCGGUCCCUACCUGUUCGCUGACAUCCUCGAGUUUAAGGCCCUCCAGGAGAUGAUAGUGACACAUGACAUUGACUGGAUCAUCCACUUCAGUGCCCUUCUCAGUGCUGUAGGCGAGAACAAUGUGCCUCUAGCUAUGAGGGUCAACAUAGAGGGUCUCCACAACGUCCUCGAACUGGCAAGACAGUAUCGACUUAAACUUUUUGUCCCGAGUACCAUUGGUGCGUUCGGUCCCGACUCGCCAAGAAAUCCAACACCAGACAUGUGUAUACAGCGACCACGGACUAUUUACGGGGUAUCUAAAGUACACGCAGAACUUAUGGGGGAGUAUUACUUCCACAAAUAUGGACUCGAUUUUAGAAGUCUAAGGUUUCCAGGGGUUAUCUCCGCCGACACCCACGCUGGAGGAGGUACUACUGACUAUGCUGUCGCCAUUUUCCACGAGGCACUGAGGACGGGUACCUUUAACUGUUAUCUAAGACCAGACACACGAAUGCCUAUGAUGUACAUUACCGACUGUCUGAAAUCUGUGGCCCAGUUUAUGGAGGUGCCGGACUCGGACAUGAAACUGCGGACUUAUAACGUGACAGCGAUGAGCUUCACGCCCGAGGAACUGGCCGAGGAGGUCAAAAAAUACGUACCGAAUUUCACGAUUACGUAUAACCCAGACGGAAGGCAGCAGAUCGCCGACUCGUGGCCUGAGGUGUUUGACGACCACAACGCACGUGCAGACUGGGGAUGGAAACACGAACAUGACCUCCAGGCAAUGUGCAAGAUUAUAUUUGACGCCAUCACGCCCAUGUACAGGUGAAAAACACGCGACAAGUAAUCCAGUACGCAUACAAGUUCUGAUAAACACUUCUUUUGAAUAAUAGAAGGUCAGUUGAAGCUUCCAUACCGGUGACCACCAACGUCUCAUUGUAGCGUUUAAAUGGAGAAGAAUCUGAAGGUAUAAAAGAGAAAAGAAAAGCAUGGAUCUAAUGCACCAGGUUAUAACAAAUCACUAUUGAUGACAAAAGAUGUUUGCAAUUAAUUCAUUUUAUUACAUUCUAAAGAGGUUUGAUUAAAAAAUAUAAGAUCAUAUGGACUAUAUAAGUAAUUAUAUGACUCCUCGUUUUCGGCACUACAUUUUUUGUAUUUGUAUUUGUGUGUUUUUUAACUGUUUAAGUCUUCGUCGUCUUCCCUUUUGGUGAAAACGACACGUUUGUAUUUGCAUUUUUAAAAUCGCAAAAUAUUCAAAACAUAACUGCACAUUCAAUUUGUCGUUUUGUAAAUGAACCACACCAUAGAAUCAUCAUUGUUUCGAAUUCCGAAUGUUUUUAAUUUAAACUCGUAACAUCGACGUCUUUUUGAACAAGAUGAUCCUUGAUUUUUAUAUUUCAAUGAUUAAUACUGUCUUUCAGCCUCCUUUGACUCCGUUUUAACACGAGUAUAUAUUUCCAUUGUCAAAUCGUUGUUUUGUUACUUUUCUCGCUAUUGUUAUGAUAUACAGUAUUUUUACUCACGUUGUGUUAUAAGAUAAGUGUUUACAACAAUGAGAUUUGUAAUUUUUAUGCUAAAUAAAGGUAGCUUCAAAC